This is a messenger RNA of Habropoda laboriosa, 2684 nucleotides long. RefSeq names its product SH3 domain-containing RING finger protein 3-like (gene POSH). The transcript has 13 exons. The coding region runs from base 1 to 2679 and encodes 892 amino acids. Gene Ontology annotation, molecular function: protein binding; metal ion binding. NCBI's taxonomy places the organism in Eukaryota, Metazoa, Arthropoda, Insecta, Hymenoptera, Apidae. The record is from RefSeq and is a predicted model, not a curated record.
AUGGAUGAAUGUAUGCUGAAUGACUUAUUAGAAUGUUCGGUGUGUCUCGAACGAUUAGAUACAUCGAGCAAAGUACUUCCCUGUCAGCAUACCUUUUGCAAGAAAUGUUUAGAAGAAAUAGUCAGCACUCAUCGCGAGUUGCGCUGUCCUGAAUGCCGCAUAUUAGUUGAUGCUAAAGUGGAUGAUUUACCUCCUAAUGUGCUGCUGAUGCGUAUUUUAGAAGGAAUGCGUAAUGCAGCUCCUAAAUCUGUAAAAUCUUUAACUAAAAGCAAUCUAGGACCUCAAAGACUCUUUGGUGGUCAUCAAGUUACUUCAGCUCCUAUUGUAACUACUAGUCCCACUCCUGUUGCAUACACAAAUGAACCAAUUCGACAUGCUACAGCCAAACAAGUCCAUCUACACAAUCAAACAUAUGGUCGAGCGAUCUAUGAUUAUGUGUCAGAAGUUCCAGGAGAUUUGUCUUUUAAAAAAGGUGAUAUUGUUAUCCUUCGUAAAAAAAUUGAUAAUAAUUGGUGUCUUGGAGAAAGUGUUAAUAGUCAUGGAGUUUUUCCUGUAUCUUAUGUUCAGGUAAUGACACCAUUGACACCACAUGUUCCUCAGUGCAAAGCUCUGUAUGAUUUUAGAAUGACUAAUGAUGAUGAAGAUGGCUGUCUUACAUUCAAUAAGGGUGAAGUUAUUAGUGUUAUUAGAAGAGUUGAUGAAAAUUGGGCAGAAGGAAAACUUUUGGAUAGAAUUGGCAUCUUUCCAUUGGCUUUUGUAGAACUCAAUAGUGUGGCAAGAGCUUUAAUGAAACUUUCAACAAAUACACAGCCAGGUCCAUCAAGAGUAGCACCUCCUACUCCCACCAAUGAAGAAACUACACCCUUAAUACCAACUGAUCAUUCACGUAAUGUACAAAUAAGUCAACCUCGACCUCAACUUGUACAGAAUACUAUUUUACCAGUUUCUGAUUCCAUUUCAAGUGUGUCAUCAGGAGGUAGUUCUUCAACUACUACUCCAAACACUCCCAAUAGUUCAACUACAUCUAGCAGUUCUAGCACUGCUCCAAGUAGUCCUAGUAGCCCUGCAACUUCUCCUCCUGCAGUUGGAAAUAGACAUAAUGUCAAGCGUCAUAGUUUCACUGCUGUCAAUACUGGUCAUCAGGCUCAUCCACAUCACAGACACAGUGCUGAAAUACAUAGCCCCCCAGUAGACAACGCCGUUGGUAGCAGCAAUAGUAGUUGCAAUAACGAUUCAUUUUCCCCACUACAGACUAGUAUCAGCGUUGCAGAUCACAAUCUUCGCCAUAGGCGAAGCGGUAGUAGUGAUCUUGCUCUUGCACAGUCGUCACAAAGUUUGUCUACUGCAACAGGAAACACUCAUUUACCAGCUGCAUAUAUAGCGUUAUAUCCGUACAAACCACAAAAAGCGGACGAACUUGAAUUGAGAAAAGGUGGCAUUUAUAUGGUGACAGAACGCUGCCAAGAUGGGUGGUUUAAAGGAACUUCUAAUCGUACACAAAAGUGUGGAGUUUUUCCAGGAAAUUAUGUUGCGCCCGCUAAGUGUCAACGUGGUUUGUGUCGAGGAUCACCAAACACAGGACAACAUCAGAACUUUCCAUCAUCGACAAGUCAAAAUAGUACCGAGUCACGAAUAACUGUGACUUACACCAAAAACAAAGGACCUGCUCCUCAACCUUAUAAUCCACGUACUUUGUUACCACCAGAGUUGCCACCACGUGCUAUUAGUCCAUCUUCUAUGGUGUCGUCAUCUUGGCAUGGUCAAAGCAAAACACAAAGUCAAGAAAACAGUCCUCCUCGAUACAACGAACAAAACUCGGGAAAUCCUCUUGGACGCAGUCACAGUGCUGUUAUGUCAUCAAAUAUUUCUUCUCCUGGAAAACAGGUAACAUUACCACAGCCAUUAACAGUUACAACCACUGUUGCUAAUAUCCACAAUAGUGGUACGGCCGCUACUGGGGCCACUUCGUCAGUUAUAAAUGAAAUGAAUAAAAGUCCAAACAGUACUUUGCAUGCAGUGGCCUCCCCUUCUUCUACUACAUCCGUUACUGCAUCCAAAAACUCUGAAAAGCAGAAAGAGAAAAAGGAUAAAUGUGUCUCUUUAAUGCGUCGAUUGACAAAUAUCAAAAAAUCCAAAUCACCACCUCCUACUACAUAUUCAAUGGAUAAUCCAGUAUUUGAUGAUGGUAAUUCCAUUAAUCCAGUACACAUUCGAUCGGGAUCUUGCCCAAGUCAGUUGCUACAGGUGGGAGCGACACAGGAAAUAAAUGCUUCAAACAACCACCAUCGUUUGUGUCCAGGCUCUGUGCAGGGGCACGUCACAUCUUCACAAAGACUUAAAUACAAGGAGAGACCAUCUUUACCGGUCUCAAUCCUCCAGAGAUCCAAUGAAUCGGGUGGAAUGGCGUGUACACCGAUGGGAAAUCAUCACCGUAAGAGUAACUCUUUAGAUGCUGGUAUGGGGAAACAGACGAAGCAACAACCUACUCGCGAACGAGACCGAGUAUAUAGAUUCCGUUGCAUCGUGCCAUAUCCACCUAAUAGCGAAUUUGAAUUAGAACUUCGAGUGGGAGACGUUAUUUAUGUUCAUAAAAAACGCGACGAUGGCUGGUAUAAGGGCACUCAACAAAGAACUGGUCGUACAGGUCUUUUUCCAGCAAGUUUCGUCGAAGCCUUCUGAGAUAC